AUGGGUUUUGGUCAUUCAAGAUCUGAAAGGUUUGAGGAUGAUCCUGAGCUAGCAAAAAUCCCCGCAACUAAUGGUGGAAAUGGGGUAAAGCUUAAAUACAACAUUGAUGGAACACAAAUAGCUGAGCCUAGUUCCAAAAUGGUUGAGAAGAAGAUGACAGGGAAGACGGGAAAGUUCUUGAAAGCUAGAGUAUUGUCAAGAGUAUUCUCAGAGGACUAUGACAAAGUAAAACGAAGAACAUUAGAUCCCCGGGGACAAAUCAUUCACCGGUGGAACAAGAUUUUCUUGGUAGCAUGUUUAGUAUCUUUGUUUGUGGACCCUCUCUUCUUUUAUUUGCCAGUAGUUAGAGAUGAAGCCUGCAUUGAUAUUGGAAUAACUCUUGAAGUUAUUCUCACAAUUGUUAGAUCAGGGGGGGAUGUCCUUUACAUGAUUCAGAUUUUGAUGAAGUUUCGUACAGCUUAUGUUGCUCCUUCUUCCCGGGUAUUUGGGAGAGGAGAACUUGUUCUAGGAUAUUCUAAGAUUGCAAUUAGAUACCUCCGCAAAGGUUUCUGGUUAGACUUUUUUGCUGCCUUGCCCCUUCCUCAGGUGUUAAUUUGGAUUGUUAUACCAACUCUUAGGGGUUCAACCAUGGCAAACACAAAAAAUGUCCUUCGCUUUUUCAUCAUUUUCCAAUAUCUUCCGAGGCUAUAUCUGAUUUUUCCACUUUCUUCACAAAUUGUAAAAGCUACAGGGGUUGUGACACAAACAGCAUGGGCAGGGGCUGCUUACAACCUGAUGCUUUACAUGUUGGCUAGCCAUAUUUUAGGAGCUUGCUGGUACCUUCUAGCAAUCGAACGUCAAGAAGCAUGCUGGAGAAGUGUCUGCGAUAUGGAUAAGUCAUCUUGUCAGUAUGGAUUCUUUGACUGUCACAGGGUUAAUGAAGCUCUUAGGGGCUCCUGGUUUAUAGCAAGUAAUGUCACAAAUUUAUGCUCACCAAAUGCUGACUUUUAUCAGUUUGGUAUAUACGCUGAUGCUGUGACUUUCCAAGUUACAUCCUCGCCAUUCUUUAAUAAGUACUUCUUUUGCCUGUGGUGGGGCCUAAGGAAUCUGAGUUCUUUGGGACAAGGCCUUCUUACUAGCACUUUUGUUGGAGAAGUCAUGGUCGCCAUUGUGGUUGCAACCCUUGGAUUGGUUCUUUUUGGGUUGCUCAUUGGUAAUAUGCAGACAUACCUCCAAUCAACAACAGCUCGCUUAGAAGAGUGGAGGGUGAAAAGAACUGAUACAGAACAAUGGAUGCAUCACAGGCAACUACCUCCAGAACUAAGACAAUCUGUGCGUAAAUAUGAUCAAUAUAAAUGGCUGGCUACACGUGGGGUAGAUGAAGAAGCUCUUCUCAAAGGACUUCCAGUGGAUCUUCGGAGAGACAUCAAGCGCCACCUUUGUCUUGAACUAGUUCGAGGAGUGCCAUUGUUUGAUCAAAUGGAUGAGAGGAUGCUAGUCGCAAUAUGUGAAAGGCUAAAGCCUGCGUUGUGCACUGAGGGCACUUAUCUUGUUCGUGAGGGUGAUCCUGUGAAUGAGAUGCUUUUCAUAAUUCGAGGCCAUCUUGAUUCUUACACCACCAAUGGAGGCCGAGUUGGAUUCUUCAACUCAUGCCAUGUUGGUGCAGGUGAUUUCUGUGGUGAGGAACUAUUAACAUGGGCAUUGGACCCACGAACAAGUGUAAUACUCCCUUCUUCAACUCGAACAGUUAAAGCCAUCUCAGAAGUAGAGGCCUUUGCACUCAUAGCCGAAGACUUAAAGUUUGUUGCAUCUCAAUUUAGAAGACUACACACUAAACAACUCAGACAUAGAUUCAGGUUUUACUCACACCAAUGGAGAACAUGGGCAGCUUGUUUCAUUCAAGCUGCAUGGAGAAGGCAUAAGAAAAGGAAGGAAGUUGCUGAACUGAAGGCCGAGGAGAAUCUCGCAGUUGCUGAAUCUGAAACAUCAACAUCAACAUCUUAUGCAACAAGGGUCGCGAGGAGCAUUAGGAAAGGUGUCAAUAAGCAUUCUGGAGUUGUCAGCAGCUCUUUGCAAAAGCCAGCAGAACCAGACUUUUCUGUAGAUGAAAAAUGA
Messenger RNA from Gastrolobium bilobum, 2094 nucleotides. Its product is annotated as protein CNGC15c-like. The record is from RefSeq and is a predicted model, not a curated record. Lineage: Eukaryota; Viridiplantae; Streptophyta; Magnoliopsida; Fabales; Fabaceae. Gene Ontology annotation, cellular component: membrane. Bases 1 to 2094 code for a protein of 697 amino acids. Gene Ontology annotation, biological process: potassium ion transport; transmembrane transport. The transcript is spliced from 7 exons. Gene Ontology annotation, molecular function: protein binding; voltage-gated potassium channel activity.